AUGGCAACGAUCGCUAACGGGGCGACCAACGGAGUCGCGAAUGGCGAUGUCGCCGCCGGCCCCGUCAGCAUCCGAUUUUCUGACAUCCCCUCGGCAAUAGACAUCCCCGUUCAGGGCGAUCAAGAAGACGAAGCCGUCGAAAUCGAUCUCGAAGAUCUAGUUGAUGACCCAACUGAGCUGUGUACCCUCUUCGAAAACGAACAUGCGGCGAAAACGUACUGGAUGACCGUCUCCCUUGCGUACGCGAAGCAACACAAAAUCGACCACGCCAUCGAGAUGCUCAUCCGUGGUGGCGGCGCUAUCCAAAGUAAUGCUAGCAACCCACGCGACAAGGUCAGCAUGAUAUGCUGUCUCUGCUGGAUGUACCUCUGGAAGAGUCGCGAAGCUCCGCGUGUUGCCCCCGACGGAAUACGUGUCUCCGAGGCCAAAACCAAAGAAUACUACCUUCAGCUUGCGACAUCGUCGCUAAACGACGCCGCGCGACUCAACCCGUCAUUUCCGCCCAUCUUCCUCGCCCGCGGUGUUUUGCUUCUACUAAGAGCGUCACUUCAAGCCCCGUCGAAAACCGCUGGCGGCAUUGGCUCCGAAAAGCAGGAGCUCUUGAAAACCGCCGUCAAAUCCUUCGAUGACGCGCUCAGAGUUUCUCAAGGCAAGAACAUGCUUGCUUUGAUGGGCAAGGCGCGCGCAUUUUUCUCUUUACAGAAAUACCCCGACUCUUUGGCUAUCUACCAAGAUGUAUUGCAGAAGAAGCCGGAUCUGGUCGAUCCUGAUCCGCGCAUCGGCAUCGGUUGCUGUUUCUGGCAGCUUGGGUUCAAGAAAGAUGCCAAGACUGCUUGGGAAAGAAGCCUUGAGAUCACCCCAGACUCCAAGGUCGCUAACAUUCUGCUUGGUCUAUAUCACCUUGAUGCUAGUGGCCACGUCCCAGUCAAUAGCGAGGACUUUGUGAAGUUGUACAAAAAGGCCAUGACCGAGUAUACCCAAAAAUCAUUCAAACUCGACAAGGAUCUCCCUUUGACCUGUUCGACAUUCUCCAACUACUUUCUCUCUCGCAAAUCGUGGGACAACGCCGACAAGCUGGCUCACAAGGCCAUUCAGUAUACCGACGUCAACGCCAUUGCCAGUGAUGGCUGGUAUGUUCUGGCCAGAAAGGCCCACUACCAUGGUGAUACAGAGAAUGCCAACGACUUCUACCGGCGAGCCGAUGAUGCGCGCGGAGGAACAGAUACUGGCUACUUCCCUGCCAAAUUUGGUGCUGCACAACUAUCGGUGAUGAAAAAUGACCUCGGCGAAGCUAAGCUGCGCCUUGAAAAGAUGAUACAACAAUCAAAAAGCCAUGAAGCCAUGAUUCUUCUCGGCACACUGUACGCCGAGGAGAUUUUUGCCAACCAAGCAAGCGAUGCCAAGGAGGACAAAUCAGCCGAGAUGAAGAAGGCCAUUAAUCUCCUGGAAGCGGUCAGAAGUGCCUGGAAGAAUGCGAAAAGAAACAUCUCUCCCGACGCUUCUGUCCUGCUCAAUCUCGCACGGCUCUAUGAGACCGAUAACCCUGAAAAGGCGCUCCAGUGCUUGCAGCAAGUAGAGCAGCUGGAGCUGGAACAGAUCCCUUCUUCAGAAUACCCCGAGGGCGUUACAGAGGAAGCAGAAGUGCAGACUGCUAUACGCAAAUUCCUUCCUCCCCAACUCCUGAACAAUAUUGGCUGCUUCCACUUCCAGGCCGAGAAGCACGUGCUGGCGAGCGAAAUGUUCGAGGCAGCCCUCGGUGCAUGCCUGAAAAUGAGCGAAAAAGACAGCACGGUUGAUACCGAUGCCCUAGUGUCGUCAAUUAGCUUCAAUCUUGGCCGCAGUUACGAGUCUCAAGGUCUCUCAGACAAAGCGGUCGAAGUGUACGAAAGUCUUUUGAACCGCCAUGACGACUACGCCGACGCUCGUGCUCGUCUAGCAUACAUAAAACUGCGACAAAGCCCGAACAAGGAGGGCCCUGACGCCGUUGCCAAGCUCUAUCAGGACAACCCUAGCGAUGUCGAAGUGCGUGCCCUUUACGGAUGGUACUUGGGAAAGCUUUCGAGAAAGCGGCCUGGCAAUAUUGUCGAGGACCCAGAGUUCCGCCACUACAAGCAUACUUUGCAAAACUACGACAAACAUGAUCGAUAUGCCCUGGUUGGUAUGGGAAAUCUUCAUAUGAUGCAAGCCCGCGAGAUGAGACGCGAGACAGAUGCCGACAAACAGAAGCGCAGUGCGGCCUAUGGGAAAGCUGUUGAGUUUUACGAAAAGGCUUUGUCAUUGGAUCCGAAAAAUGCGUACGCCGCACAGGGAGUCGCCAUCGCUCUGGUAGAAGAUAAGAAGGACUAUAAGAAUGCACUUGCCAUCUUCAACAAGGUGCGCGAUACCAUCAGAGAGCCUAGCCUCUAUGUCAACCUGGGCCACAUCUACGCCGAGCUGAAGCAAUUCUCCAAAGCCAUCGAGAGCUACGAGAUUGCCCUGUCGAAAGAAGGCAAGCACAAUGACCCAGUCAUCCUGGCCUGUCUUGGCCGUACCUGGCUGAAUCGGGGCCGCGCAGAGCGUGACAUUGAUGCAUAUGGCAAGGCCCUCGAAUGUGCUGAAAAGGCAUUGGAGGUUGCCCCUGACCAAGUUCACUAUAAGUUCAACGUUGCGUUCGUCCAGAUCCAGCUGGUGACCACCAUCCAGGGCCUGCAGGAGAACAGGCGCACGGCAGAACAGUUGGAGAAGGCAGCUAAGGGCCUCGAGGCAGCAAUCGAGUCACUGGAUGCUAUCGCAGCUCACCCCCAGACGCCGUACCCCAAGCAUGACGUCGAGCAACGUGCCAACAUGGCUCGAAACACGCUGCGCAAGCAGCUUGAGCGAGCCAUUGGGAAGCAAAAGGAGUGGGAGGAAGUUAAUAAGGAAAAGAUUGCUGCCGCACAGAGCCAGCGGGAAGCGGAGCUCAAGCGUCGCGAGGCCGACCGUGCCGCAAUCCUAGCCAAGGAAAAGGAACGCCAGGACAAAAUCCGCAAGGAGCGUGAAGAAAUGGCUGCCCAGGUCAAGCUCGAGACGGAGGAGCGUGAGCGAGAACUGGAGGCAGAGCGCACGCGUAAGGAGGGCGAAUUGACAGAGGACGAAGAGGGUAACAAGGUGAAGCGCAAGCGCAAGCCUGCCCCUCGCGCUCCCGGGGAGGGCCGGUCGAAGCGCUCCUCCAAGAAGAAGGGCGCCAAGGACGAUGACGAGGACUCUGACGAAGGCAUCCACGUUAAGAAGAAGCGCCGUCUGACGACGCGCGAAAGCUCCAAGUUCAAGUCGGCCGAGAUUGUCGUGGACAGCGACGAAGACGAGAACGGCGGCGGGGGCGGAGGAGAUGACGAGGACGAUGUCCUCGAGCGGGCGGACCGCAUCGGUCACUCCAGUCCGGCCGCCUCGGAGGCGGGCGAGAAUGAGUCCAACGCGGGCGUGGGCGACGACGACAAGAUGGACGUGGACGAUGCGCCGCGCGGGCAAGACGACGAUGACGACGAACCUGCACCCCGUCAGCCUGCCAAGAGGGCACGCCGCGGCCGGGUCGUCGACAGCGACGAGGAAGAGGACGAGUAA
Messenger RNA from Cordyceps militaris CM01, 3579 nucleotides. RefSeq names its product RNA polymerase II transcription elongation factor Ctr9, putative. Gene Ontology annotation, cellular component: Cdc73/Paf1 complex. Bases 1 to 3579 code for a protein of 1192 amino acids. The transcript has a single exon. Gene Ontology annotation, molecular function: RNA polymerase II complex binding. Gene Ontology annotation, biological process: regulation of DNA-templated transcription. NCBI's taxonomy places the organism in Eukaryota, Fungi, Ascomycota, Sordariomycetes, Hypocreales, Cordycipitaceae. The record is from RefSeq and is a predicted model, not a curated record.